Haplochromis burtoni (Burton's mouthbrooder) is the source of this 1921-nucleotide messenger RNA. Its product is annotated as obscurin-like. The coding region runs from base 76 to 1452 and encodes 458 amino acids. The transcript has 5 exons. Lineage: Eukaryota; Metazoa; Chordata; Actinopteri; Cichliformes; Cichlidae. The record is from RefSeq and is a predicted model, not a curated record.
GCUCGGGUCCAGCCAGCCUGACGUCACAUCACUCUCUCUCUCUCUCUCUCUGACUCUGAAGUUUGGAGUUAAGAAAUGUCUGCUGUCAGUGUCUCGCUCGGCUCAACUUUGCUGUUUUUCAGCGUCUUCGUGGUCGUCUCUGCAGUCCAGAUAAACAUCAUAGCUGUGUCUGGACAGGACGUCACUCUGCCAUGUCGCGUUACAAAUAACAUCACAGCUGUAGAGUGGAGCAGAGCUGACCUGGGACAGAAAAAUGUCUUUUUGUACCAAGAUGGGCGUUUUGUUCCAAACAACCAGCAUCCAUCAUAUAAGUACCGAGUGGCUCUCAGAGGGAUGAAGGAUGGAGACGCGUCUUUGAUCCUGAAGAAAGCGACCACUGCUGACUCUGGAACAUACAAGUGUCGUGUCUUUUUGAGAGAAACAGGCUCAUGGAAGUUCACCAUCAUCAACCUGAGAGUUGAUCCUCCAGUCCAGAUAAACAUCAUAGCUGUGUCUGGGCAGGACGUCACUCUGCCCUGUCAAGUCACAAAUAAGAUCUCAGCUGUAGAGUGGAGCAGAGCUGGCCUGGGACAGAAAAACGUGUUUUUGUUCCAGGAUGGGCGUUUUGUUCCAAACAACCAGCAUCCAUCAUAUAAGAACCGAGUGGCUCCCAGACAGAUGAAGGGUGGAGACGCGUCUUUGAUUGUGAAGAAAGUGACCACUGCUGACUCUGGAACAUACAAGUGUCGUGUUAAAAUAGCAGAAACAGGCUCAUGGAAAUACGUCACCAUCAAUCUGAAAGUUUCUCCAGACCAGAUGAACAUCACAGCCGAGUCUGGACAGGACGUCACUCUGCCCUGUCAAAUUACAAAUAGGAUCUCAGCUGUACUGUGGAGCAGAGCUGGCCUGGAACCGAAAAAUGUCUUUUUGUACCAGGAUGGGCGUUUUGUUCCAAACAACCAGCAUCCAUCAUAUAAGAACCGAGUGGCUCCCAGAGGGAUGAAGGAUGGAGACGCGUCUUUGAUUCUGAAGAAAGUGACCACUGCUGACUCGGGAACAUACAAGUGUCUUUUUGAAAUAGCAGAAACACGUUCAUGGAAAAACAUCACCAUCACUCUCAGUGUUCCUCUAGAACACAAAAUCCUCCCAGCUGAGUCUGGACAGAAAGUCACUCUGACAUGUCGAGCUCCAAACAACAGUAAACGUGUAACAUGGAGCAGGGCUGACCUUAGAGAUAAAUAUGUCCUUUUGUACCAGGACGGGCAUUUAAAUCCAGAUAACCAGCAUCCAUCUUUUAAGAGCCGUCUGACUUUGCAGGACAGACAGAUGAAGGAUGGAGACGUGUCUUUGAUUCUGAAGGAUGCGAACACGGCUGAUAGUGGAACAUACAUGUGCCGUGUCUUCAUGGAGGAAACGCGCUCGUGGAAAUUGCUCAUUAACAACUAUCUGAUUGUCGUUCCUCCAGGUGAGUGAGUAGAGUUGUGUGUGUGUGUGAUCAGAGGUGAAGCUACUUCCUGCUUGUUGAUGUUUGUUGUUGUAUGGAUGAGCUGGUGGGUGUUAAAGUUGUGGCGUCUGUGAGAAAAAUGUCCACAUGAUGACAAAUGGAUGUUGUUGUGCACAAAUCAUUGAACAACACAAACACUUAGAGCUGCUUUCAGUGCUGCCUGUUUUGUUGCUGCACACAUUUCUGAUGGUCCUACAGUCCAACGUAGCAAACGUCUCCCUGAAGCCUCUUCUUAGAGUAAUUUUAAUACUGAUUAUGUUUGUGCAUAUGAAGGUGACACAUAUCUGUGUGGCCUUAACAUCUGUAAUCCAGCUGUGACAGAGACAAAGAAGUGUAAUGUGUUGUAGUUUCAGGAGUCAGUAUGCAGCUACAAAGCUUUUUGUUACACCCCAAAUAGUUGAUUCUGUUCAUCUGGAUGUUGUCAGUGGGAGAAACAUU